Helicoverpa zea (corn earworm) is the source of this 3539-nucleotide messenger RNA. It is a transcript of the gene e(r), whose product is annotated as enhancer of rudimentary homolog. The coding region runs from base 159 to 470 and encodes 103 amino acids. The transcript is spliced from 3 exons. The record is from RefSeq and is a predicted model, not a curated record. NCBI's taxonomy places the organism in Eukaryota, Metazoa, Arthropoda, Insecta, Lepidoptera, Noctuidae.
AAUUUUUUAUCUGUUCCACACGCAGUUUCAGAACGGAUGGCAAGCUUCGGUACGGCCGCUAGUAAAUUUCUGGAAAAACAGCGAUAAAAGCCUAAAUAAAGUCAAAUAGUUUAUAAAGAACAUCCAAACGUUCUACAUUUAUAUCCUCUCCAUCGAAAAUGUCCCACACGAUUUUAUUGGUUCAACCUGGGCCUAGGCCUGAGACGAGGACUUAUUCCGACUAUGAGAGCGUCAACGACUGUAUGGAAGGCGUAUGUAAAAUAUACGAGGAGCAUCUGAAAAGACGAAAUCCUAAUACGCCGACUAUCACAUAUGAUAUAUCGCAAUUGUUCGAUUUUAUCGAUCAGCUCGCAGACCUAAGCUGUCUAGUCUACCAGAAAUCCACAAACACGUACGCACCAUACAACAAAGACUGGAUUAAAGAGAAGAUCUACGUCUUACUACGUCAAGCCGCAGGCCAGGGCGAUUAGUUUACAACAUUCUUAAACAGAGUAUAAACACAUGGAGUAAGUAUUUAAGUACUGUAGAUAUGUGGUCUUACUACAAAAACUUAAACUGUGUCAAACACUUGUCUAAAAAAAGUGUGUCAUAAAUUGACAUUUUUUUAGACAUGUGUUAAACUGACGUUUAAAAGUUUUUGUGGUACGACAGAGAUGGGGUUUAGAAUUUGUAAUUGAGUAACUUUCGUACAAAUUGUCUUCGUCUAUCGGUUAACGGUAAUAAGUCAACUCAGUUCUUUUUGCUUGGGGUGUGUGCACUAUGUAUCUAUAACCAAACCAUAAGCAGGUGUAAAAUCGCUGUCCCGUUGGUCGGAAUACGUGAUUGACAACUAAAAAUGGAUUGUUUAUCGUUAAAGUUUAAUGGUGAAACUCAAUGUUAAGAAUUUUUUGUGUGUUUUGUUUAACAUACCUUUAAAAUAAAUCUGUAUCAAAUAUUUUCACUUCUGUUAGUUUUGUUACUAUGUAAAUUAAUUGUACUCAAUACUAUUUCAAUCUAUGAUAACUCCAUUUCUUUCAUAAUAAGGAUGUGAAAUGAAACCUUAAAUGUAAACUUUUGGAUACAAAACUGAAUUGAACUUGAUUUUAGGUAUGAACCAAAGUUAAUGAUGGAUCGCAACUAAUUUCAGAGCACAAUUAUGCUCAUGUAGCCCAUUCAUAGGCCAUUCAAUUUGUGUGCUAUUAUUCUGGUGCCUUUUCCUAAUCAAAGAUGUUGAGAAGACUUUCUUAAUUAUUAUUUAUAUUUAUUUAAAGCCUUUUUAUUUCCAUUUCUUUACAAUAGUAUGUUAAUUAUUAUUUGUUUUAAUUGUUUAUUUAAAAAAUGGAUCCCAUAUGGGUAUAGGCUUCUUAAUUAAAUACAGCAAUAAUUUUGGAUAAUUCAACCUGAUACUCUCAGUUUCUUGAUUUUAAAAUUCUUUAAAAACUGUCUUAUUAUUAUGCUUAAAUAUUUCUUUUAAAACUGGUUUCACAUGUGUGAACGGAAGUCGCCAAUUUUACUACAUACUUUCAUUACCUUAAAAGUUAGAAGGUAAAUAUUUAUAUAUAUGUAUAUUCAUAUUUACUCCAUGUGCCUAGUACUCCAUUAAUUUGUAGCUUAGUGAUAUUUGAAGGCAAUUUCUGUAAAAAUCAUCUUUCAGUCUUACCCGACUGCGCUAAAACAGAUUUGUAAUCAGUUUCAAAAGUAGGAUAAAUGGGGUUUAUAGUUCUUUUCAAAUAAGUUUGCUAACCCGAAGUUAGCUAUAACAUAAAAAAAUUGCCUCCAAAAAUCGCCAUUAAUUUGUAAAAUAUAUCUCAAAAUAUGUUUUCGUUUUAAUUAUUUUUUUGUUGGUAUAUAACAAAGACUAUUUCGAUAUUAGUUCUUCAAUAAGUACCUAAUUAAACUGUGUGGUGAGGAAAUUAAAUUAAUGAUGUUAAUUAAUUUAAUAUUAAUAAUAAAUCAGGUUUUUUGAUACACAGUGUGGUUGUGUGAUUUAAAUUUCAAAAGAACUCAAAAAAGCAGGACUGCUUGCUUAAAACUUCUUAAAAGGGUAUCAAAAAUAACUUUUCAAGUAAGAAAAUGGAUCAUAAAACAAAGUAUAGUUUUCAUUAAAUAACUAUGCCACGCCGAAGUUAGCUAAAAAUGACUUCACAAUAGUCAUAAUGUACUUACAAAAUCUGUAUUCAAAAAUAAAUAAAAUGUCAUUUAUAUCAGGCAAGUUCACCCAUAUCAGAAAACAGAUUGGUCACACAAAGAAAUUAUUAUUAUUCAUUAGAAAAAAAAAGUAUUACUUAUCUUACAGCCAUUUUGUAUAUUCCAUUAUGUAUCUGUUGAUUUGCUUCCUAGAGACAGGCAUUUAACAUGACUUGAAUAGGGCUAAUCAAAGAAAUAACAAUAAAUUCUAUAAACAAUACCAACAAAUACAAUUCUAUAAAGAAUAACAACAAAUAUAUAGAAUAAUGUGAACAACCGUUAAACGAGGUAUACCUAUGCGAUGAGUCAAAUAGCUAACUUCACACUGGCAAAGAUAUUCUAUGAAAACUACGUUCCUGUUGAUUUCGAGUUUCAAAAUAACUUUCUACUACGCUGUUGUGUGUGCGUCUAAUUGAAUAAGGAAACACGUCCAUUUUGAACAGACUUCAAAAAGUUCAAAAAUACUUCAGAAUCUUUUUUUUCUGUCAUUUAAUUAACGGGUCAAUUGAAAAAGUAAUGAUUGUUAUAUAUAUACAAUUAUAAAUAAAUAAAUAUAUUCUGAUGAUUAUUGAAAAGCGCUCUAAAACUGGAUUUUAGAAUGCGCCUAAUUGUUUUAACCUUAAAGGCGAUUUACACCAUUUAACUAUAACGAUAACCAAACCAUAACCAGCCGUAUACUUGCCGCCCAUUGGUCACAUCGGCGAUAUGACAACUGAACAUUUCUCGGUUAUAGUUAAAUGGUGCAAUUCAGCGCAGCUAGAAAUAUUGAUCAGCUAAAUUAAAAUUAAAAACGAAGAUCGCUAUAUUUUCUUUAAAACAAAUGAUUAAUUAUUAUUAAUAAGUGUGUUUUUAAGGGUGCGUCUACACGGUGCAUGUAGCUGGAGCAAGUUAACUUGAGCAAGUGACAAGUGCACGCGGGUGGGAAAGAAAAAUUCUUUGGUAUAAUCAUCGGCACGAAUCUUGAGCGCUGACCUUCACCUACGCAGAAGUGAUUUAUUAGCAAAGAACCAAUUCCGAGUGACGGCUAUGACGCGAUGCGCUGCGGGCCAAUCACCGCUUUAGCCCGCCCCCUGCGCCUCACUUCAUACCACAAAAGGGAUCCAAUAAAUCACUUCUGCGCAGGUGAAGGUCAGCGCUCAAGAUUCGUGCCGAUGAUUAUACACGCGCGAGUCGCUGGACCCGCACGUGUUUUAAAUGCAUAUUAACUGCGCAUGUGCUACUUGCACCGUGUAGAAGCACCCUUAUUUUAAGUUAUGUAGGUACAAGAUGUGUAAGUCAUUUUUUUUUACUUCCUCAUUUGUUACUCUCUAUGUUUAAGAUAGAUACUAUUAAGUACCUAAGUAAGUGUAAAAUAAAAAUUUGGCAAUAAUAAA